Messenger RNA from Vombatus ursinus (common wombat), 3366 nucleotides. It is a transcript of the gene GPR173, whose product is annotated as G protein-coupled receptor 173. NCBI's taxonomy places the organism in Eukaryota, Metazoa, Chordata, Mammalia, Diprotodontia, Vombatidae. The record is from RefSeq and is a predicted model, not a curated record. Gene Ontology annotation, biological process: G protein-coupled receptor signaling pathway. The transcript has 2 exons. Gene Ontology annotation, molecular function: G protein-coupled receptor activity. The coding region runs from base 174 to 1337 and encodes 387 amino acids. Gene Ontology annotation, cellular component: plasma membrane.
UCCGCCUCCGCCUUCGCCUCCGCCGCCGCCGCCAUCGUCGGCCCACGUAGCCCAAGCCCCGGAGCCCCGAGCUGUCAGGUGAGAAGGAAGACCCUAUCCUACCCAGCCCAUGGCAGCCCGAAGGAGCCUCUGAUCCCCAGCCCCUCCCUCCUUGGGCCAGCCCUCCUAGUGGCAUGAUGCCCAACGCCACUGGGCCAGACGACCUCAGCGGCAGCGGGUCCUCCCUGCCUCCUCCUACGGCUGCCGCCGCCGCCGCCGCCUCCACCUCCGUCAAGCUGGUUCUCUUGGGGGCCAUCAUCUGUGUCAGCUUGGUGGGCAAUGCCCUCCUCUCCCUGCUGGUGCUCAGGGAGCGCGCCCUGCACAAGGCUCCAUACUAUUUCCUGCUGGACCUGUGCCUGGCUGACGGCGUGCGGGCUGCGGUCUGCUUCCCCUUCGUGCUGGCCUCCAUCCGGCACGGCUCCGCCUGGACCUACAGCGCGCUCAGCUGCAAGGUGGUAGCCUUCAUGGCGGUGCUCUUCUGCUUUCAUGCCGCCUUCAUGCUCUUCUGCAUCAGCGUCACCCGCUACAUGGCUGUGGCUCAUCACCGCUUCUAUGCCAAGCGCAUGACCCUCUGGACCAGUGCGGCGGUCAUUUGCAUGGCGUGGACCCUUUCUGUGGCCAUGGCCUUUCCCCCUGUUUUUGAUGUGGGCACCUACAAGUUCAUCCGCGAGGAAGACCAAUGCAUCUUUGAACACCGCUACUUCAAGGCCAACGACACACUGGGUUUCAUGCUCAUGCUGGCUGCCCUCAUGGCCGCCACCCAUGCCGUGUACGGAAAGCUGCUUCUCUUCGAGUACCGCCACCGCAAGAUGCGCCCUGUACAGACUGUCCCAGCGGUCAGUCAGAACUGGACGUUUCAUGGGCCUGGCGCCACCGGCCAGGCCGCAGCAAACUGGAUAGCUGGCUUUGGCCGAGGCCCCCUGCCUCCUACCCUGCUGGGCAUCCGGCAGGCAACUGGAGGGGUAGGGGGCCACGCAGCCAGCCGGCGCCUCCUAGGCAUGGAGGAGUUCCGGGGGGAAAAGGAGCUAGGCCGCAUGUUUUAUGCCAUCACUCUGCUGUUCCUACUGCUCUGGUCUCCUUAUAUCGUGGCCUGCUAUUGGCGGGUUUUUGUGAAGGCCUGUGCCGUGCCUCACCGAUACCUAGCCACUGCUGUGUGGAUGAGCUUUACACAGGCUGGGGUCAACCCCAUUGUCUGCUUCCUCCUCAACAAGGACCUCAAGAAGUGCCUGAGGACUCAUGCCCCUUGCUGGGGGGCUGGAGGCCCCCAGGCCCCUCGGGAGCCUUAUUGUGUCAUGUGAAAACAGACUGAUAGAUAUAGGGAGGAGGAGAGGAGAGGGAGGACGAGGAAAAGGGAGAAGAGGCUGAGUGAGGAGAAGAAGACCCCAAAUGGCAGAUGAGAAUUAGUGCUGAGGGCAUGGUGGGGAUCCUGGAGUAGGUCCCUGAUUCUCUGUGCUCCAUCAAAUGGCACUCCACUGUUACCGGUGGUAUGUGGAUGAGGGGAGGGGGGUCCCCUGUGACCUAUCCCUGUCCCCAGCAGCUUCUAGGGGAGUAGGGACAUACACACACAUAUACACAUACAUACACACACACGCGCGCGCGCGCACACACACCCACCAGAUUGUUUUUUUCUUUUUUAAAAAACUAGAAACAAAAAAACCGGGGUUUUCUAUCAGUUGUGAAUGUGCUGGGUUUUCAUUUACAUUAAUUCCUCUCUCUUGGAUUUGCUGUUUCCAGAGAGAGAUAUUGUUAUGUACUACAUAAGCUCCCUUCCCCAACCCAGUAACACUGACUUAGUAAUGAACGUCCCCCCCAAGUGGGCAAAGGGAGGGUGACACUCCCUCCAAUGCUAGAGCCCCAUCCAGCGGCGCCCCUGCCCCAAGCCCCCGCCUCAGGCCUGAGAGCCAGGCCCAGGAGGCCAAGGAUGGUCAUUAGGCUCCAUCAUGUCUCUUCCCACAUUCUGUUCCCACUGGGAAUUUCAAUUUGCCCCCUUUUGGGGCAUGGGGGUGGCUCAGGACCAGCACCACCCUCCGCCACCAGGCCCCCUCCAGUCGCCUCCUUGGGGACAGGCUAGGCGACUCUCCUGCUGUCAUGGUAGGGGACUCAGCUCCCUGGUUCUCCAGGGUCCCUCUGGGAGCCUCAGUGGUCUUUAGACCCCAGCUCGUCCCCGCUGAGGACUGCUUUCCAUCCUCAGCCUUACUUUUUGCAAGCUGGCCAGCUCCGUCCUUUUUUCCAAGGUGAUAGAUGGUCCGUUACAUGGGUGUCCGUGGUCCCAGAACCCUUGUGGAUGUUGUAUCACCUUUUUCCUCUCCCUGUUGGGACCUCCUUCCAUCCUCCUCUCAAUCCUCCCUCCUUCUUCACUGACCUGGCUCAGUGUGUCUCAGGGACCCUCCUCCCUUCCCUAAGAACAUACCUCUCUGGAGGUGCCCCAUAGUGGACCUCCUCUCUCACAUGACCCCUGGAAGCCAACAAAGGCUCACAUGGGUGUCGAUGGUCAGGGAUUCCCCUGCAUCAGAGAGUUGACUCCAGCCUGUGCAGCCCUCUCUUUCUAAGAAAGAUAGCUCCACCUCUCUCUCAAGGAGCUGCCACCUGCAGGAUGUUAGAGAGGAAGGGGUGGGCUAGGAGGAGGGGAGACACUCGGAGGGGGAAUUCAGUUGGAGAGGUGAGCUGGGUCUAGGGAAGGUUUCCCGGAGGAGGUCUUGUGUGUGGAUGGGAGAGGAGUCUGAGAGGGCCUGGAGAGCUGGGGGUAUGUAAUAGGGACUGGCUAAGGCCCCAGAGAGAAAUUGGGGGGGGGGGGGGGACUUUAAUGCCAAGGGGAAAGGGUCAACAUUUGAUCCUGUGGCAGCUGGGAGACCCUUUCGGUCCUGGAUGAGAUGCUGAGGCCCAGAGAGUUGCUGGGCUCAGCCCCAUCCAUGAGUUUUCACGUAGGGGAUUUGCCCCUUGGUCUCCCCGCUCCCAGCUGGGAAGCACAUUGGCUCCAGAGGCCCUGUAUGUGGCCAGCUCCGCCCACUCCCCUUGGCCUCCCCCAAUUCUCAGCUCCUUGUUCUCCACCCUUGCCUGACAUUACCUGCAGCUCCUCUCAUCUUCCCCGAGUGGGGGCCUGAGGAGCAAACAGGCAGGCAGUCUAGGGGAAUGGGGACUAGGAAGGCAGCUGGGCUUCAGGCCUUUGGACCAAGCCAAGACUGGUCCCACCCUGGACCAGUGUGAAGACACUGUGCUCCAGGGCUGGAGGAGGCAGGGAGUCAGGGCCCUUCUGGCCGGGCCUGAUGGGAGGAGGAAUAUGGAGGUAGCUACAAUGGGAGGGAUGGGAUGGGAGCUAUCACUGGGCCU